Molecule: messenger RNA, 623 nt
Organism: Aphanomyces astaci
Lineage: Eukaryota; Oomycota; Saprolegniomycetes; Saprolegniales; Verrucalvaceae
Exons: 1
Coding region: 188-559 (123 amino acids)
Source: RefSeq, a predicted model, not a curated record
UUGGAAAAUGAACACAAACACGGCUUCAAUACAAUUAAAAGUAUAACCCUACUACUACUGUACACAAAUGCUUCUUGAAGUAUAUCGUGGCUUGAAUAAUUAAAAUGUGGCCGCACUCCCAGCCGCCAACGACCCGCGCGAGGAUCGAUCGAACGAGUAGGACUUUGAGUUUCGUCGCUUCGAUCGCAUGGUGUCCAUGAUGGACCCGAGCAGGUCGGACGCGCGCUCGGAUGACCGGACGCUGCCCCGCGCGGCAUACCUUCCAGGGCAAAUGCCGCCGUCGGUAUCCCAUUCGACGGGGAUGUCAAGGUUGAGGUCGCCCAGGAACGCUCGCAGGUCGUUGGGCUCUUCGAACUUGACACACACCUUGUCUUGUGGAGAGAGGAUCAUUUUGAGUUUCAGGUUGGCUUCCCACGUCAUUUUCGUAAUGUCGUCGAGUGCGACGCGGGUGUUGGUGUUGAGGAAUACGAUCUCUUGGUCCUGUGGACACACUUCGAUGGCCAUGUACUUGCGGGAGAAACCGACCUUCUCGAACAGCGUCGUGCACUUCUUCGUGUAGUACACGCCCAUCGAGUCUGUUGGUGCAAUGUCGACGUGGAUGAAAUGCCAAACCCAACUGCUGC